GUAACGGAUUGCGGCGGCGAUCGAUUCUCUCGGCUUGCCUUUCCGCCCCCCCCUUCCCGGUCACACGCACCAUCCCAAUCCUGCUCCCGAUCCCGGUGCGAGGGGAUGUAGGAGGACGCACGGCCGCAGGUACCCGGGCAGCGCCGCCGCCACGUCCCCCGGCGCGCCGCCUACCGCCUGCAAGAGCGGGCGCAGCCGCCGCGGCCGUGUGGCGCUCCUCGCGGACACCGGGACGGGGCACCGUCGUUCCCCGUGCGCCCCACCCCGGCCCCGCCUCGCUCUCCGUGCCUUCCCGCGCCCCGGGGCCAUGGAGCACGCGUUCACGCCGCUGGAAUGCCUCCUGCCCGCCGGAAACCUGAAGUUUUGCCUUCUGAUUCUGAACCAGCCUUUAAACAAAGGUCAUUUUCAUUGUCUGUGGAGCAAAGCUGCCCUGAGAGCUUGUGCUGAUGGAGGUGCCAAUCGUCUCUACCACAUCACAGAAGGGAGCCAGGAAAACUUCUUGCCUGAUUACAUCAGUGGUGAUUUUGAUUCCAUUCAGCCUGAAGUCAAGGAGUACUACAGGGUCAAGGGAUGCGAGUUAAUUGAGACCAUGGAUCAGGACCUCACAGAUUUCACCAAGUGUCUUCAGAUACUCCAGAAAAAGAUAGAGAAGAAGGGCCUCCAGAUUGAUGUGAUUGUGACUUUGGGCGGACUUGGAGGACGCUUUGACCAAACAAUGGCAUCAGUGGAAACGCUUUUUCAUGCAACAAAUAUCACUCCCUUUCCAGUCAUAGUUAUCCAGGAGUGCUCGCUGAUUUACCUGCUUCAAUCUGGGAAGCACAAGCUGCGUGUGGACACGGGACUAGAAGGCACCUGGUGUGGCCUCAUCCCCAUUGGGAACUCCUGUGAGAGCGUGACCACGACAGGCCUUAAGUGGAACCUCACUAACCAGGUGCUGAAGUUUGGAACACUCGUCAGUACUUCCAACACCUAUGAUGGCUCUGGGACUGUGACUAUCGAGACAGACAAACCUUUGCUGUGGACAAUGGCUAUCAAAAGAUAAGAUCAGCUACAGCUGCCUUUUCUGAUCCAACACAACUCCAAUUACUGCAAAAUUUCACUGAAUUAAGACAGUAAAGCUGUUCCAAAAAAUAUAAGCAGGUAUUGAUUUUAUGUAUCAAAUGGAAAACAAGUCUGAAAUAAAAGUUACUUGAGAUCCAAUC
This is a messenger RNA of Neopelma chrysocephalum (saffron-crested tyrant-manakin), 1202 nucleotides long. It is a transcript of the gene TPK1, whose product is annotated as thiamin pyrophosphokinase 1. The record is from RefSeq and is a predicted model, not a curated record. Gene Ontology annotation, biological process: thiamine diphosphate biosynthetic process; thiamine metabolic process. Gene Ontology annotation, molecular function: ATP binding; thiamine binding; thiamine diphosphokinase activity. NCBI's taxonomy places the organism in Eukaryota, Metazoa, Chordata, Aves, Passeriformes, Pipridae. The coding region runs from base 308 to 1042 and encodes 244 amino acids. The transcript has 8 exons.